Thecamonas trahens ATCC 50062 is the source of this 708-nucleotide messenger RNA. RefSeq lists its product as uncharacterized. Gene Ontology annotation, biological process: maturation of SSU-rRNA from tricistronic rRNA transcript (SSU-rRNA, 5.8S rRNA, LSU-rRNA). The transcript is spliced from 2 exons. The annotation marks the transcript as partial. The record is from RefSeq and is a predicted model, not a curated record. Gene Ontology annotation, cellular component: preribosome, small subunit precursor; 90S preribosome; nucleolus. NCBI's taxonomy places the organism in Eukaryota, Apusomonadida, Apusomonadidae.
CCAUGAACGAAGAUGAGAAGAAGCACGCUGGCCUAGUCUCACUGAGAGACGUGUUCGGUGUCUCGGAAGUUGGAGCUGCAAAGGACGCACAGGAUGAGCUCGAGGGCGUGGGUAACAUUGAUCUCUCCAUCCUGCCCAAGCGUGAGCGGCGGAGGGUCAAGGCCGCGGCGUUUGUCAAGCGGCUGGAGAUCGAGGCGCAGCUGGCGAACGCCAAGGCUGAGAUGCCGCUUGACCUGGCGGUCAUGACCUCGACGCUUGAUGAGAUCCAGUCCUCGCUCGAGGAGGUCGAUGCCGUCGGCAAGGCAAAGUCCGCCAAGGACUUUAAGGGCGCUGCUGUGGCCAAACACGGUCGCACCACCCUCAAGAUGCGCUCGCGGACCCGCCGCCAGGGCGUGGAUCACUUUGCUCUCGUUGCUGCCCACCCGGUCUUCCGCGACGAUCCGCUGGCUGCCAUCGAAGGCCACGUCCUCGCCACCGUCAAGGCCCGCAAGCCCACCCCGCGCAAGGGCAAGACAAAGUCUGGCAUGGGCAAGGGUAAGGGCAAGGUCCAGAACACCCACCGUUCUGCAUCGGUCAAAACCGCCCGCGCCACGCCGGGUUCUGCCCCAUCGUCGCGCCGCAAGAACUUUGGCAAGUCGCAGCGCAAGCGGCGCUAAGCUCUGGCGCUCGUGCGCAGCCCCAAGACAGAUCAAACGCCAUCGCAUCGGC